This is a messenger RNA of Magallana angulata, 1045 nucleotides long. RefSeq names its product replication protein A 14 kDa subunit-like. The coding region runs from base 70 to 426 and encodes 118 amino acids. Gene Ontology annotation, cellular component: DNA replication factor A complex; nucleus; site of double-strand break. NCBI's taxonomy places the organism in Eukaryota, Metazoa, Mollusca, Bivalvia, Ostreida, Ostreidae. The transcript is spliced from 4 exons. Gene Ontology annotation, molecular function: single-stranded DNA binding; damaged DNA binding. The record is from RefSeq and is a predicted model, not a curated record. Gene Ontology annotation, biological process: double-strand break repair via homologous recombination; mismatch repair; base-excision repair.
CAGACUUAUUUCCCGCAAUUUUGGAAGCAUCGAAAACAACGACGUCAACGUUAUAUAAUUUCAUUCACGAUGUCAGAUUUUUCGAAGCCUCGAGUUAAUGGUAAAAUGUUGCCAAGUUUCAAGGGCCGAACUGUUUGUUUACUAGGAAAUGCCAAGGAUGUGGAUAGCAAUGGAACAGCCUUUACAUUGUCUACAGGGGAUGGCCAAGAUGUGAAAGUAAUCAUGCAGGAACCUCUUGGAGAAUAUGUAUCUGGAUUAACUGAAGUCCAUGGAAACGUAGAUGCCCAGAAUAACAUCAAUUGUCAGAGCUACAUUGCAUUUCCUAAGGAAAUCAGUGAUACUUUUGAUUUAGGUCUAUACAAUGAUGCUGUUGAGCUGACUUCACGGUUCAGCGAGUUUUACAAAGUUGGCGUGACUGAUCAAUGAAGCACCAUGGUAUAAAUUCCCGUAAAUGAAGAGAAGACAACAUUGCUGUGCAAAUGAAAUAUAGAGUAAAAUUGACCACAUACUGGGAGCAUUGCACAUUUAUGAAAUGCUAUCACAUACUUCCUUGCAGAAGAAGUACACUGUAUAUAAUUAUGUUUAUGUGUCAACAUUUGAUAUCUUUAGUAUUUCAUAUGUAUGUUAAACAAAUGUAUAUACAGUAUGAUUCUCAGUUUUACAGUGAAAUUGGAAAUUUUUUUUAGAAAGAAUCUGAGUUUAAGAUCGACACAAAACUGAGAGCUUGUGUGAAAUCAUGAGCCAUCUGCAUGCCGUAUUUAAAAAAUUUUGCUAUUUCCUGUACAUCCAUUUGAAUUAAAUUUAUUAUACCAGGGUUUUGAUUUAAAAACCUUUUGUAUUUUGAUUUAAGUCAUUACUGCAGUGUUAAUGUUUCAAGAGCUUAAAUGGAAAUAAAGUAUAAUUGUUGUUUAACUAAUCUCAAAUUAAAAUUUUAAUGCUUGAACAGUUUAUUAUCUCAAAAUCUGUUUAUUUUACUAUUUAUGAUAUUAGAAAUGUGACCAAUUUGAAUCUUUGAUCAAGAUUAAAACAUUGUUUAGAAAUACAA